AUGGACCAAGACACGAGACCACUAGCCUCUCUCUCCCUGACGCACGUCUACUAUGACCCUGACGAUUCCCUUUCCUUACUCUGCGCAUGGCUGGCGCUGCUCCCGCAAGCCCUCUGCAUCGUCUAUGCGACUCUGAUCUGGUCCACCCGCGAGGUUGAGAUCGCCCUCAUGUUCGCCGGCCAGCUGGGCUGCGAGGCAAUCAAUUUCGCCCUCAAGCGUCUGAUCAAGGAGGAGCGUCCCCGCCGCAUCCACGGAAAGGGUUACGGCAUGCCUAGCUCCCACGCACAGUUCGUCGCCUACUGGUCCAUCUUCCUCGCCCUGUUCUUGCUGGUCAGGCACCGUCCUUCGUCCGCGCGACGGCACCACCGACCGUACUCGCUCGUUGAGCGCAUCGUCGUGAGCAUUGCUGCGCUGGGAAUCGCCGCUGCCGUGGCGUGGAGCCGGAUAUACCUCAACUACCAUACCGAGAAGCAGGUGUUAGUGGGGUUUUUGGCCGGGACGGUCUGUGCUAUUGGCUGGUUCUUGGUCACUGCUAUUGCGAGAGACUUUGGGCUCUUGACCUGGAGUUUGCAGACACCCGUUGCGCGGCUGUUCAGGUUUCGGGAUCUCGUGGUGGAAGAAGACCCAUGCCAAGCUGGCUGGGAUAAGUGGGAGGAGAGGCGAGUGGAGGCAGACCAGCAUAAGACCAAAUGA
Messenger RNA from Colletotrichum orchidophilum, 693 nucleotides. Its product is annotated as PAP2 superfamily protein. The transcript has 2 exons. Lineage: Eukaryota; Fungi; Ascomycota; Sordariomycetes; Glomerellales; Glomerellaceae. Gene Ontology annotation, molecular function: dolichyldiphosphatase activity. Gene Ontology annotation, biological process: lipid biosynthetic process; protein N-linked glycosylation. The record is from RefSeq and is a predicted model, not a curated record. Gene Ontology annotation, cellular component: intracellular membrane-bounded organelle; endoplasmic reticulum membrane. The coding region runs from base 1 to 693 and encodes 230 amino acids.